UCCUCCUCCUCCUCCGCUGCAGCUCAUGGAGGAUCCGUCUGUCCGCAGCCCGUAGAGAGACACCAGCCGGGGGGACACCAACUGAAGACAAGCCGCAGACAUGAGCUUUUUCUCCGGAGGCGGAGCGGCGCUGCUGCUGCUGCUGCUCGGCCGCUGCUGCUGCACCAGUCCCGGCAGGAGAGUGUGUCAGGGGAUGAGUAACCAGCUGACGUUGUUGGGGACUCGUGAAAAUCACUACGACAACAUGGUGAGGAUGUACUCCAACUGCUCCGUCGUCAUGGAGAACCUGGAGGUCACCUACGCUCUGGAGCACCAGGACCUGUCCUUCCUCCAGUCUAUACAGGAAGUCAGUGGCUACGUCCUGAUCGCCAUGAACGAAGCCGCGACCAUCCCGUUGGUCAAUCUGAGGCUGAUCCGAGGCCAGAACCUCUACGAAGGCCAGUACGCUCUGCUGGUCAUGUCCAACUACAACAGGAACCUCUCGUCUGCAACGCUCAACUACACCAGCGGCCUGAGACAGCUGCAGCUCAGCAGUCUGACCGAGGUCCUGAAAGGAGGGGUGAAGAUGACCCACAAUCCUUUGCUGUGUAACACUGAGACCAUCCAGUGGUGGGACAUCCUGGACAAAAACAGCAAUCCCAUGAUGCUUUUCAAGAUGGACACAUUUGCCCGUCAAUGUGAGAAGUGUGACCCGGGGUGUGUUAACGGUUCGUGUUGGGCGGCAGGACCGGAUCACUGUCAGAGAUUCACUAAGUUGCAGUGUGCGGAGCAGUGCAGCGGGAGGUGUCGGGGGCCCAAACCCAUCGACUGCUGUAACGAACACUGUGCUGCCGGCUGCACUGGACCUCGAGCCACCGACUGCCUGGCCUGCAGGGACUUUAAUGACGACGGGACCUGUAAAGAUACUUGUCCUCCGCUGAAACUCUACGACCCCAAAACUCACCAGGUGGUCAACAACCCCAACGCCAAGUUCACCUUCGGGGCGACCUGCGUCAAGGCCUGCCCACAUAACUACGUGGUGACGGACGGCUCGUGUGUACGAACCUGCGGCGCCGGAAUGUACGAGGUGGAGGAGAACGGAGUCCAACGCUGCAAAGCUUGUGAUGGACCCUGUCCCAAAGCCUGUGACGGAGUCGGGGUCGGCUCUCUGAUCAAAACCAUGGCAGUGAACGCCUCCAACAUCGAAUCCUUCAGGAACUGCACUAAAAUCAACGGGGACAUCUCGCUCAUUGAAACCUCGUUCACCGGGGACGCACACUAUAAAAUCCCGCCCAUGGCCCCGGAGAAGCUGGAGUACUUCAGGACAGUGAGGGAGAUCACCGGGUUCCUGCUGAUCCAGUCCUGGCCAGAGAAUCUGACCUCGCUGUCGGUGUUCGAGAACCUGGAGAUCAUCCGAGGGAGAACGACGCGCUCUCUCCACAGUUUGGCGGUGGUGAGAGCGAAGCACCUCCGCUGGCUGGGUCUGCGCUCUCUGAAGGAGGUGAGCGCUGGGAAGGUGAUGCUGAAGGACAACCCUCAGCUCUGCUACGCCCAACGCGAGCAGUGGCUCCGCCUCUUCCGAUCCACCGACCAGACCAUCAGCAUACGCAACAACGCUCCCGCCGACGACUGCGAACAGCAGAAUCGAACCUGUGACGAGCAGUGUACAGCCGGGGGCUGCUGGGGUCCAGGUCCGACCAUGUGUGUCUCCUGUCGCCACUUUGACCGUAGGGGGCGCUGUGUGCCGUUCUGUCACCUGCUGCAGGGUGAGCCCAGAGAGGUUGAGGUGAACAGCAGCUGCGUCGAGUGUCACCCAGAGUGUCUGAUGAAGACCGGGAUCCCGACCUGCCGCGGGCCGGGUCCGGACCAGUGUUCCCAGUGCGCCCAUUUUAAAGACGGCCCUCACUGCGUGUGGCGCUGCCCCCACGGUGUGCCGGGAGACGGAGACACGCUGAUCUGGAAAUACCCCGACAGCACGGGCCAGUGCCAGUCCUGCCACCAGAACUGCACCCAGGGGUGUUCAGGUCCUGGACUGUCUGGAUGCACUGGGGCUGCCACACACUCCACGUUGGCGGCGGGUGUGGUUGGCGGGCUCUUGGUCGCCGUCAUCGUGUCGUUGGUCAUCUUUGUGUUGCUACGGCGACGGCGAAUCAGGAGGAAGAGGACACUGCGGCGACUGCUGCAGGAGAGAGAGCUGGUGGAGCCGCUGACUCCGAGCGGUGAAGCUCCUAACCAGGCGCUGCUGAGGAUCCUGAAGGAGACGGAGUUUAAGAAGGUCCGGGUGCUCGGCUCCGGGGCCUUUGGGACCGUCUUCAAGGGUCUGUGGAUCCCUGAGGGAGAGAACGUGAAGAUCCCAGUAGCCAUCAAAGUUCUCAGAGAGGCCACAUCACCUAAAGCCAACCAAGAAAUCCUGGAUGAGGCGUAUGUAAUGGCGAGCGUGGAUCACCCUCACGUGUGUCGUCUGCUGGGAAUCUGCCUGACGUCGUCGGUCCAGCUGGUGACUCAGCUGAUGCCGUACGGCUGCUUGCUGGACUACGUCCGGCACCACAGGGACCACGUCGGCGCCCAGUGGCUGCUGAACUGGUGUGUCCAGAUCGCCAAGGGGAUGAGCUACCUGGAGGAUCGGCACCUGGUGCAUCGAGACCUGGCGGCGAGGAACGUCCUGGUGAAAACUCCUAACCACGUCAAGAUCACAGACUUCGGCCUCGCCAAGCUGCUGACAGCUGAUGAGAAGGAGUAUCACGCUGACGGAGGAAAGGUUCCCAUUAAGUGGAUGGCGUUGGAGUCGAUCCUCCAGUGGACGUACACACAUCAGAGUGACGUCUGGAGCUACGGUGUGACGGUGUGGGAGCUGAUGACGUUCGGCUCCAAGCCGUACGACGGUAUCCCGGCCAGUGAGAUCGCCUCGGUGCUGGAGAGAGGAGACCGGCUGCCUCAGCCGCCCAUCUGCACCAUCGACGUCUAUAUGAUCAUGGUCAAAUGUUGGAUGAUCGAGCCGUCCAGUCGCCCCCGGUUCAGAGAGCUGAUAGUGGAGUUCUCUAAAAUGGCCAGAGACCCGUCCAGAUACCUGGUCAUACAGGGUGACCUUCCCAGUCCGUCAGACAGCAGGUUUUACUCUCGCCUGCUGAGCUCAGACGACACGGAGGGCGUGGUCGACGUUGAAGAAUACCUGCUCCCUUACAAAGUAGUGGGUACCCAUGACAACCAUCCCUGCAAUGCCACGAACGGUCAUCCAGUCAGAGAGAACAGCAUCGCUCUGCGAUACAUCACUGACCCAACUCACAACGCCCUGGAUAAGGAAGACUUCCCCAGCCAUGAGUACAUGAACCAGAGUGUGAGUGACACCAGCCGGAGCAGCAGACUGUCUGAGGUUUUGAAUCCCAACUAUGAGGACCUCAGCCUGAGCUGGGGCGCCGCCUCACUUUCCUUCCCACAGGCGGAUCUGAAGCCCUCAAGCCGAGUUCCCGAGGGACCAGAAUACCUGAACACCGCCCAAAACUCACUUCCCCUGCCCAUCGGCGACAGCCUCGACAACCCCGACUACCAGGCUGACUUCCUGCCCCAGGCCACCACAGCUACUUCUUUAAGCGGUAACGGUGUGUUCCUCCCGGCAGCAGAGAACCUGGAGUACCUGGGUCUGGGAGCUGCACUGCACGCACCUGUCCGCUAGAGGGCAGCAACCUUCAGACAUGCAAACUGGAGCUGUGGCCUCCUUUGAUUCAGGCUGCUGACAGUAUUUAAUUUAGCUUUUUGAACUGUUAAUUUGUUCAGGAAAACGCUGACUCAUCACAUUCUGCAGCUACACUGGAACUGAACCUGCACACCAUGUGUUGCUCAAUGGCACUGUGACAGCUGUUAGUGAGGAAGCCCAGAGCCAGACUCUUUCAAAACCGACAACCUUCUGCUCACAAACCGGACGUUUCCUUCAACUUUUAAGUUGCUGCAUGAACUUGUUGGGGGAACACCACGGAAACCAAACAGCUGUCGAGACGCAACUUUCUAAACAAAACCCACAGAAACGCCGUUCUCCACAACGCUGUCGUUAACCUCUCCAGCUGGGACCGAGGCCUCUGGGAGCGACGCUGCUGGAGGAUCCAGACACAAACGGAGGGGCGUAAAAACACAUUAAAUCCCUGUUGUUUUCAUCUCUCCUCUGCAUCCUUCCCUCAGUUUGUGCAUGAGCAGGUUUGUUGAUACUGAAAACAGGAGCUUGAUGGAAAUAAAAUGAGGACGUUGUUUUAAGUUAAACGUUCAGAGGUUUAAAAAUGUGCAGGAAGUUUUUUUGCAAUUAGCAUUUUAUAAUUAUAAUUAUCACAGAAAAAACAACAUGAUCUCCAACUCAUAAUUCACAUGUAAGAAUAGUUUUGAUAAUAAUAAAGAGUGCAUCAGGAGUGCAGUGGCGCCCCCUGCUGGUGGCGUGGAGGCUCUGCAGCACAUCCUCCAGAUCUCUACAGCUCCACAGCAACAGCUGGAGUUACGUUUUUAAACUUCUGUGCCACAGAUUCAUUUUGCUGUUGCCAUGACAAAAAAACAUUUGCUCAGUUUCUUGAUAUAACAAGUUCCAAGUUUGAAAGUGUUUAGCAUGUUUAAUCAGUAUAUAAACAUUUAACAAAAGGUUUGAACACACGAUGAUGUUGUUGUAAGCAGCUUGUUUAAGUAUCUAAUGUUUAAGUAUUUCUUAAUGUUCACUCUUUGUUUAAUCUCUCAGACAUUUUCUAUUAUUACAGCUGUUUGUUUAUACAGCAGCUUCCUCCUGUGGGUGUCUACAGGAGUCAGGGCUGUUAACAACUGCAUUAAUAGACUCUUAGAUCUGCUUACAGCUACAUUAGUGUUAUAAACGAGCCUAUGUAUUAAGUAUUAUGUUACUUAUAAAUGCUAAAUACGUUCACGUUUUUCUAGUAAUUAGACGCCAAAUGAUUCAGUUUUAAACGAGAACAUCACAUCACUCUAUCUUGUUAAAUCAUGAAAUGAGCGAUACAUUACCAAUCAAACAUUUGGCAAUAAUUUUAAUUGAAAACUCCGUUUCUUUCGUGCUUUUGUCGUGUACAUAGAAGGAGGCGAGUUUCCAUCCACUGACUAGAGACUGACUGGAGGGAUUGAGGGAGGGAUGGAUGGAUGGAGGGAGGGAUGGAUGCACUCUGGAAUAAUGGUGUAAAGAUGAAUCUUCCUGUUCACGUGGUGAAUGAUUAACAUACUGAAAAGAAACAAGUGUUUUUAUGAAAGAAGGUUUAGUAAAGUUUGUCGUCAGUUAAAUAACAAAAAAUCUAAAGUCAGAUCAGUGAAAACCUUCUGUUUUUUCAUGACUUGAAAUAGUUAAUUAAGCUUAAUUUUGUUUGUUUUUUUAAACGUGGAGCAGUUUUGAUGAAUUUUUACUGAGGUCUGAAAAUGUUUUUUAUUCUCCCCUUUACUUGACGAGAAUGAGCCAAACCCUGAUUUACUGUUACUGGUCACUGUUCACUAUUCCUGCUUGUUACUGCUAUAAGUGCAAAUGUACGGAAGCUGAGGGCUGCUGAUGAUUAUUCUCCUGGAUAUUAAUUAUUCAUCUCAUUCUCUAAAGAUAACAAAUCAUGCCUUUAUGUAAGGAAGAGUGAAUCUCUGCUGUUUCUCUAAAAAGCUCUUUCUGCAACGCUCAGUAAUUAUUGAUCUACGUCAUGAUUCUGAGGCAACAGUUCGUCCUGAUCUCAUAUAUAAGCAACACAAACACAGACUCAGUUUUCUUGAGAACAUGAGCUUUUAAAUCUUAAUGAUGAACCAAUGAGUCUAAAAUAUAAAUGAUCAAUGUCGCCACCACUCAGCUUCCGUAGAAAUGCCACUGACGAGUCACACUGAAUGUAAAUGUUUUAUUGUGUAGCAUUUUAGCUUUAAUUGUUGUAAAAUGUGAAAUGAGUUGUGGAGCUCCACAUCGUGGUUGUUUACAGGGUACAGCUGACCUGCCAACAUGGCCGCCAUCUUGUUGGAUAAACAUUAAAGUUGUAGUUUCCA
Molecule: messenger RNA, 5961 nt
Organism: Seriola dumerili (greater amberjack)
Lineage: Eukaryota; Metazoa; Chordata; Actinopteri; Carangiformes; Carangidae
Product: melanoma receptor tyrosine-protein kinase-like
Exons: 27
Coding region: 101-3649 (1182 amino acids)
Biological process (GO): cell differentiation; positive regulation of epithelial cell proliferation; cell surface receptor protein tyrosine kinase signaling pathway
Cellular component (GO): basal plasma membrane; signaling receptor complex
Molecular function (GO): ATP binding; epidermal growth factor binding; epidermal growth factor receptor activity
Source: RefSeq, a predicted model, not a curated record